Messenger RNA from Acanthaster planci (crown-of-thorns starfish), 1859 nucleotides. RefSeq lists its product as uncharacterized. The record is from RefSeq and is a predicted model, not a curated record. Lineage: Eukaryota; Metazoa; Echinodermata; Asteroidea; Valvatida; Acanthasteridae.
CAUUCGAGGCAAGCCCGGUAAUGAAGGCAACAGAGACAGCUUUCUAUCUACAAAAGGGUAGGGAGCAGACUCUUCCAUGUGUAGACAAGACGCCUGGCGAUAAAUCUUGCAGUAUCCGAUGGAUGCAAGAGGACAAGGACAGCGGUCGACAGAUUCUCCAUUACCAGGUUUUCAACAACCACAUCACCGCUGAGCCUACCUUUCACCUUGCCGUUGACUUCGGUCUCACUAUCAAAAGUGUACAAGACAACCAUACUGGAAGAUACACCUGUUCAAGAGGUGCCGGAAAACCAUACACAAUUAUUUCCGCAUUCGUUAUAGGUGAUUCUUUUCCACUUGAUGACAUGAAAUCGAUAGCCGCUGAUCAGGUGACUUUUGAACCUGGUCAGAGAUUCGAACUGCCCUGCCCUGCCAAAUCAAACCUAUCUGAGACAACCAAGGCAACAUUGGUUUGGUCUUAUGGCACCUCAGACAAGCGGUCAUCCACUGUUAUUGGCACACGGAAUCUACCAGAUGGUUCAAAAAGUAUGUCUGAUCUGGGAGGCAAACGGUGCUUUGAUAUAGCUUCAAACGGUUCCCUCCUUUCCAACUGUUCUGAUGAAGAUGAUGUUAGGUACUGGUGUCACGUCUUUCCCCAUGAUAGUUUGUUACGGAGAUCCCAUGUCGAUGUGUCUUUCCACACUCAGAACACUACUCCAAACUCUGCGCAGGUGCCCUGUAUGAGACUUCAUGUGGCAGGCGUAAUCAUUGCUUGUGAGAUGAUGAUUAGACUUGUGCUGUCCUGGAACAAUCUGACUUAGUUUGACGGUUUCAUCUUAUCAUUUGGCACACUUUAAGCUUUUUUAACGAUACUUGUUAUCUUUGUUUAUAUUAUUUUUUAAAUUAUUGUUCUUCUUGUUAUUCAUUUUAUUAUUGCAUGUUGUUACUAGAAUCUGUUUGUUAUCUCUCUCUAAUUGGUAUCCCUGUUGUAACCGAUGCUGCUCCUUUUAUUGGAUACUUUUUAUUUUAUUUUUUGUUUUGCAAUAAAAAAAAUAAUGUGUGAACCGCUAACCUGAGAAAAACCUAUUCGUCGGGAACGUGAUACACCUGUAGGUGAGCCUAUUCGAAGAGUUGCGCUUUGAGGCAAAUUGAGAAACACAGCAGGUGUUCACUGGGGUUUAGGGGAGGGGUUGUUUUGUGGGAUGUGAGUUUUAGUUGUUAUUUUUAUUUUCGGUUUUGUUUUGCUUUGGCUAUUAUUUUUGUUUUCUGCUUUCAUUUUGGGUUUUAUGCUUGGGAACUAGGAAUUGUUUUAAAGAGUGCUGCGUAAUCCUGGUUUUUAUGAUGUGCAACGAGAUCAGGAUAAACAAAGGACGUUAUUCAAAACAAAUACAUGUAGGCAAAGUUUGGUUAGAAAAGGAUAAGGGAUUAUUGCAUUAGUGGUAAGUAAGGUUUGAAAAAUUCUUGGCACGUUCCCCUGGGAAUGUCUCCCUAAUUUAUAAAGGGUAAUUAUUAUAACUUUUCGUUAUUAGUUAUUUCUUCAUCUUAUACACCAUUAUUAUUAAUCUGCGUCGUAUAUUUUUGCAUCAAUAUUUCUUUUGCACGCAGAAUGGUACGUUUGUUGUUGAUGUAUUUUUUAUUUAUUUUAUUUUUGGUUCAUUUCAAGGGCGUAGCUUAUUAUUCCCCCGUGCAACAAAAGCCACUACCCCAAAAAUAAGGCAAAACAAAUCAUUGCCAGGUACAGAGAAUACUGACACAUCAAAGGCAUUUAGACACUUAGAGAUCGAAAAGCAAACCUGAUUUGGUUUCCAAUCGUAAAUAUCUGCAAUCUGCGAUCUUAUACUUAACGGUCGUAAUGAUCUACGACAUUUUUUGUAAUACUU